CCCACCUCCAGGAGACGAUGCUGAAGCAGCGUCACUGCAUUUGUAUCGUAUCAAAACCCACCGAGAUUCCUCCUCUCCACCGCAACUGAACACACAAAUGGGCGCUCGCUCUUAGGCUAAAGCAUGUCCCGCGAGGACUGACCCAGAAGUGCCCUUGCUCUCUUUUUUAUUUUCUAACGUUGGAGGAUGGGGUACGCGGACCCCACGGCCAGCAGGGAUUUGCUGGGAAACAGAUCUCUGUGUUUUAUCUUCAUAUGCGCGUUCGGACUGGUCACGCUGCUGCAGCAGAUCCUCUACGGCAAGAACUACAUCAAAAGUGGGCAACAGUUUACCCGCCUCAAAGGAGAGGAGGUGGGCAACUGGAGCGGCCUCGUUAGUUACCCCGAUGAUGGAGGGAUGAAGCCAGCCAGAAAUGGGAGGAAAAGAUGCGUCCGUCAGAAUUUUCAGCACUCAGAGAUCUCCGUAGUUAUCGCACCCUGCCUAGCCGAUAUUAAGAAGAAAAAAAAAGAAAAGAGAAGGUAUCUGGACGGUUCUGAUGGACGCCUACAGUACAACUCCACCACCUGCAGAGAACUGCGGCAAGAAAUCACCGACGUCAAAGUACUGUCCAUGGUGAAGACCUCAGACUUGUUUGAAAGAUGGAGAAAUCUGCAAGCUUGUUCAUGGGAGCAGUACAAGGAGGAGACUGCCAACUUCAAGAUGUCUCUGUCUCGGUGUUGCAACGCUCCCUCCUUCCUGUUCACUACGCGGAGAAACACACCUUCUGGCACCAAACUGCGCUACGAGGUCGACACCAGCGGCAUUUUACACAUCAGCCCUGAGAUAUUCAAAAUGUUCCCUGAAGACAUGCCGUAUUCUAAAUCCCAGUUUAAGAAAUGCGCUGUGAUCGGGAACGGAGGGAUCAUUAAGAACAGCAAAUGUGGGAAAGAGAUUGACUCGGCUGACUUUGUCUUUCGAUGCAAUAUUCCUCCUAUCUCUAAUAAGUAUGCAGCUGAUGUGGGAACCAGGACUGACCUGGUUACCAUUAACCCAAGCAUUAUCACAGAGAGGUUCCAGAAGCUGGAGAAGUGGCGUAAGCCGUUCUACGACGUUCUCCAGAGCUAUGAGAACUCGUCCAUCGUCCUGCCAGCAUUCUACAACACACGCAACACAGACGUGUCCUUCCGGGUGAAGUACAUGCUGGACGACUUUGAGUCGCCCCGUGGCGUGUUCUUCUUCCACCCGCAGUACCUGCUGAACGUGCAGCGUUUCUGGGCCGUGCAGGGCGUGCGGGCCAAGCGGCUGAGCAGUGGCCUCAUGCUGGUCACGGCCGCCAUGGAGCUGUGCGAGGAGGUGCACCUGUAUGGCUUCUGGGCAUUCCCCAUGAACCCCGCCGGCAUCUUCAUCACCCACCACUACUACGACAACGUCAAGCCCCGCCCAGGCUUCCACGCCAUGCCACACGAGAUCUUCAACUUCCUGCACAUGCACGCCCGCGGAAUUGUGCACGUGCACACAGGCGUGUGCAGGUGAUCUCGGCCCUCGUGGCGCUAGCGCAGUUGCCGCGGACACCGCCUCUGACCCUGUUCCUAGUGGGUCAGGCUUUGUGCAUGUCUUCAGAGGAGCUUCCGGUCUUGAGUCGUGUGAGCCGGAGUAUGUGUGUCUGUGAGUGUGAAAGAGAGAAAGUGUGUGUGUGAGUGUGUAUGCUAAAGACAAUAUCGCUGCCUUAAAGGCCAACCAUUUUAUUUCACGCUGUGUUUUUGAUAUUGUGCGAUUUUGUCAGUGGCGUUGCUACAUGGUGCUUGUUUUUCGUGUGAGGUGAAUUUUCCGUGGCGUCGUUUUUGUGAAACAGUGGCUUCACAGUUCACUCCGUGAAAGGGCCAACAAAAACCUUCUUAAGCCUACAGAACUAUCUUAUAGACACUGUAUAAGUACUUAUCAUUAAACUUUAAAUUACAUAUACAUAAACUAACUACACAUAUGAUCCGUCGGAAGUGAUAAGAUAAGAUUCUUUCAGGAUAAUUGCAGUCGAUAGAUACGUUUAUACUUGUGAAUAAAAGUGUCACGAUCACUACUAUAUUAUUUCCUCACAACUGCCAGCAAAUGCUUGAGCGGUUGUGUCCGAGGAAACAGCACGAGAAUGGAAUCUUUCUCACUUUAUAGUUGUUGGCGUAAAUAGUUUAUAAAUAUUUAUAAGCAUUUUAUAAUUAUUAGUAUGCACAGUUUGUGAAGCCUUUAUGAAGGCCCUUUCACAAUUCAGCCUGGAGGAUUUUAGCGUACGAGACUGUUUUACCCUCUCGGACCACCACAGGCCUCGUCCUGUAUUGCUCACACGUCGGUGAGCUGAGUUUUAAUCCUUCAGAAGCAGCUUGAUGAGAUUUUAAGCUUUAUAUACACAGAUCAAGUUUCUGUUUUGUUUUUUUUUUCACCUGUCUUCUUUUCAAAGUCGCUUGUAUAUGAUAAUAAUGGGCCCCUGAGACUUCAGAAGAUUAAAGAAGUGAUUCUUCUUAGGUUUUCAUGACAGUUAAAGGUUAAGGAACAUGCCAGAAAAGCAAUACAACACACUUGUACUCAGUCCUCUGCCUAGCUUUGUGUGCAUUUCACAACCUUAAAAAAACACCAUUGGAUUAGAUCACGAAGGCUGUUUCAUUGCUUUGUCACUGCAGUACUGCACAUCAUGUUGGUAACGUUCUCUGCAUUGCGUCUCCUUAUGACUCAUGAGUAUUCAACACAUUUUUGACAUACAGUGCUGUGCAAAAGGCAUCUGAGAGAAUUAUGACUAAAGCCAUAUUUCUGGCCCUUUUUCUCUAAUUGGUCCUUCAGUAAAUCAAAUCAGGUGCUGCUGAUUGACCUGAACAAAUCCCUGUGAUAGCUGGAGUGCAGCGAGAAGUCAGGAACUGAACCAAACUUUAGUAAUAACUGUUCAAAAAUAAAACAUUCUUGUUAUGUUUUACAGUAUUUAUGUUUAUUUGUAUUUAUUCUAGUGUUAUGUAGCAUUUUGCACUGGCAAAAAAUCCAUUCAAAACUGAAAGCGAAUAUACGUAGUUUUAAACAGUUUGCUUGGCUGCCUAAGACUUUUGCACAGUAUUGUAUUUCUUGUAGAAAUAUCAAGGCAGAUUUCCUAAUGAGAAAAGCUAUUUCCAAAGGUGCUUAAGAAAUGUCACAAUUCAUAAUGGUGAGAGUAAAAUAGGCCUGUCACAAUUAUUACCUAAUUGCCUGAUCACAGUUGUUAGCUUUCACAAUCAUAUGUUUAUGUCAACAACAUACUGGGGGAAAUAAUGUUUUCAUCAGUUGGGUUAAGGCAAAUACAUGUAAAUAAAAGAAACAUGUCAUGGGCCCUUGGGAAAACAACAAAAGUUCUAACUUCUGGUUGGUGCUAUAUCACCUUUAGAGGGCGACGGUGAGUAAUGUUUGUUUAUUGAUGUUUGUUAAUAACACCUUUAGAGGGCGACGGUGAGUAAUGUUUGUUUAUUGAUGUUUGUUAAUAACACCUUUUGGGGGGCGACGGUGAAUAAUGUUUGUUUAUUUGAGCUAGGUCUGUUCCUGUCGUAAGUUGGGAUCUAACCCUGUGUUCACACCUGCAGCGACUUUUCGCCUCUUGUCACAAAAAUUGAUGCUUGUUCAUCGCCUGUGGGCGUUUCUGAACUCCAGUGGGCCGUUAGUUGCCAUUGUUUCAUUAACGUCAAGCAAAUCAGAUGCAUUCCCACUAAAAUUAAAAGUCCUGGUGAGAAAUGGCUUGUGUGCUUAAUUUUUAUUCAAUCCCCGUGUCUGUGCAGUCAGUUUUUGCAAAAAACAGUAUUUGGUCUUUGUGAUUAUCGUCUAUUUGCGGUGAACGCAUUUAUUCCACGUCUAGUAGUAAAAAAGUAGCGUACCGUUUCACAGUGGUGGAGAGAAAGCGUGUACUACGCUGCUCAAUGCUCAAUUCCUAUUGGUAAUCACCACAUCGCUUCACUCCUCAUUUGCACAAAAUUGAACUCCGCUCAACUUUGUCGAAUCGCCAACUCCGCCCACUUUUCACGUUGCCAAUAUUAGCGUUGCCUCCCUUCGCCAGAAGCCGCCAUCUCUCAUUGAAAAUGAAUGACAUCUGUGUGAAUGCAGGGUAAGUAUCAUCAACUAGGGAGCAAAAUAACUAAUCAGCCCAGUUUGGUCACUUUAGGCUUGUACUUUAAUAGCUAUAUACAUGAAUGAAAAAAGAAUUCCAUGUUAAUCACAAUUAGUUAAAUGGAAAUUAAACAUCAGUUAAAAUGUAAUGAUUGUGACGGGCCUAGUUACAUAUAGCGUUGUCAUCGUGCACCAUUAAUCGGCUAAACAAGGGCACAGUGUCAUUAAUAUGAAGCACCAUCCUUAUGAAGCACAGUAGUGACUGGGUUCCCAGACACAGAUUAAGCUUAGUCUUGGACUAAACUGCAUUGUCAAUGGUCCGUCACACUGGAAAUUUUCUUAGUCUAUGCUUAGCUUUAAUCGAGGUCUGGAAAACUGGCCCAGCAAGUUUAACACAGGAAGUUUGUUAACACUGGCAGUCUUUCUUUCUCUCUGUUUCCCUUUCUGCCUUCAUUCGUGUCUUACGCCACCUUGCCUUUUGGGUAAAGUCACUCUGACUUGCAUGUGUCACUUGUGCGUUUCAAAGUAUUCCAUUCACAUAUUUACUUCUUCUGUCAUGGACACUGUUGGGACGGUUUGGAGAGCAUGUGUGGAGAGAAGGACUUUCUUACAAACUGUCCAGCUUUUACGAAGCCCAGCCUGGACGAUGAGCACAUUGUAGAGCCACAGCUCACCCGCCUCAGUUUUUGACUCAUUUCUACUUGAGUAUGGCAGAAACCUGCUCAUCUGGUCGGGAUGACAGUGAGUCAAAUAUGUUUGACAACCGAUGAGGUUCGGCUCUGUCAGGAACCACUGUUGUGGCCAACGGGAACGUCUCAAGCAACCAAUUUUCAGUUCUUUCGGCUGAGCGAGUCUGACUUCAGAUAGAACACGAUUUCAUUAUAUGUGCACAUAAAGAUGGAUUUACGUUUCGCUGGAAAGGUGAUAUUGAUCAGUGGAACUAAUCAGUGUUAAUGGGACCAACACUGUUCGAUUGGAGUCUGUUGUUCAGUUAGUAGCUGCCAUUCUUUAGCUUUUACUACAUAUUUAUCCAACUCACCGCUAGAAACAUGAAGAACACUCCUAAAACUGCUUCGGUAAUGAGCCACAUAUCCACUACUGAAUCACAUAGUAAGAGUUUAUUUAUUAUUUAUCACUAAAAUGAAAGGACAGAAAGGGAGCUGUGUUUUGGGGUUGCCAUGGAGAAUACUUUGGUAUGUUGGCUUUACUGUACUUUGUGCAACAAGUGUCUUUUUAUGAAACCUGUAAAUAAAUGAAUUUGGAAUUA
Messenger RNA from Colossoma macropomum (tambaqui), 5347 nucleotides. It is a transcript of the gene st8sia5, whose product is annotated as ST8 alpha-N-acetyl-neuraminide alpha-2,8-sialyltransferase 5. The coding region runs from base 187 to 1512 and encodes 441 amino acids. The record is from RefSeq and is a predicted model, not a curated record. Gene Ontology annotation, biological process: N-glycan processing; oligosaccharide metabolic process. NCBI's taxonomy places the organism in Eukaryota, Metazoa, Chordata, Actinopteri, Characiformes, Serrasalmidae. Gene Ontology annotation, molecular function: alpha-N-acetylneuraminate alpha-2,8-sialyltransferase activity. The transcript has 9 exons.